AUGACCCAACAAUUUAAAGUACUCUACUUUGCAUCAGCAAAGGACGCCUCCAAGACUGACGGCGACAAGUUUGAAUGGUCCGACAACAUUAACGCCGAGGCUCUCACGAAACUCUUGCUAGAACGGCAUCCAGACCUGGCGCCUAUCCUCAAGAUCUCAAUGUUUGCUAUUAAUAUGGAGUACAUGGAUCAGGAUCACUCCUGGACUGUUCAGCCGGGAGACGAGGUUGCCAUUAUUCCCCCUGUUAGCGGAGGUUAA
This is a messenger RNA of Linnemannia hyalina, 258 nucleotides long. The record is from the annotation of a GenBank genome assembly. NCBI's taxonomy places the organism in Eukaryota, Fungi, Mortierellomycota, Mortierellomycetes, Mortierellales, Mortierellaceae.